Messenger RNA from Carcharodon carcharias (great white shark), 6028 nucleotides. RefSeq names its product family with sequence similarity 177 member A1 (gene fam177a1a). NCBI's taxonomy places the organism in Eukaryota, Metazoa, Chordata, Chondrichthyes, Lamniformes, Lamnidae. The transcript is spliced from 5 exons. The record is from RefSeq and is a predicted model, not a curated record. The coding region runs from base 180 to 806 and encodes 208 amino acids.
AACUUGGACUGUAAAAAAAAUAAGCAUUUUGUUAGCUUUUCUUGGUAAUCAGAAUUCAGCUCACAGCCGUUUGGGUGUUUGAUACCUCUGGCGAGUGCGGGCUGUGAGCUGAUUCCCGCUGCUCCUCCUGUCGGACACGGGCUGUUGUUGUGCGCUCGCUCGGCGGUGGAGAACAGCAAAUGGCGGAGAAGUUACCUGGACUCGGCCUCUACAUCAGCCCCGGCAACAUGCUCCUGGCUGGUGGCAACACGGAUGGAGAAAAGGCGAAUGGAAAAUCAUUUGAGAAUGUAGAACUUGGAGAUGCGAGUACAAAAAAGCAAAAGGUUCCUCGGAGAAUCAUUCACUUUGCUAGUGGCGAAACUAUGGAGGAGUACAGUACAGAUGAGGAGGAACAGGAAGAUGAAAAGAAAGACUUAUUGCCUAUAAUUGAUACUAGCAAGCUUCCUUGGGGCCCAUACUUGUGGUUCUACAUGCUAAGAUUUGCUACAGGAACAUUGUCAGUUUGCGACUUCUUGGGAGAAAAGUUAGCCUCACUUUUUGGUAUAAAUGCUCCAAAGUACCAGUAUGCUAUCGAUGAGUACUACAGGAUAAAGAAGGAGGAGGAAGAGGAAGAGGAGGAAAAUAAAAUGUCAGAAGAAGCUGAAAAGAAUUACCAAGAACAAAUGGGACAGCAGCAAGAAGUGGUCAGUGCACAUAAUGGCCUUCCAGUAGUUAAUGCAUCAUUUGUGAAUGUCAGCUUUGAAAUGGAAGGUGAUCCUACCACUAUAACAGAAACCAAACAAAGAGGUGAUCCUAUCCCAACUUAGAGGGAGCUAUCAGUGAAAGAUAUGUAAGAGCCCCACUCUGCCCGAUUUCGCACCCCCCGCCAAGAAGAAACAAUGCCUUAAUUCAACGAUUGAAAAUGCAGUUGUGCCUUGCAAUAUCAUCCGCCUUUCAUCUAAUUUGGUUUUCAUAUCAUGCAUCUGCUGUAAUUAUAACUAAUACUAGAAAUCAACAUUGUACUAUUAACCUAUACAAUAGCGUUAUUUAUUUGUAGUGUUUUCGUUCUUUAUAAAUAAGUAAAAAUGAUCACUUUUAUAUGCCACAAAACUUUAAUAAAAAUUUAUGCAAACUAUUUUUAUAUCAUAUACAAUUUACAUAGUCAGUAAAAAUGUUGAUUAAGUACAGGUGAGAAUAAAAAAAAGCUGUACACAGAAUCAGAAUCAUGAAUCAUCCAGAUCAGCACUACCAUCAUUGUCAUUUGCAACAAGAACUUCUCGAUUUUCAUAAGUCCAAAAACCAUUUAGAUCAAUUAGAAUGCUGCUGACGGUGUCACCUUGUCCACUGCUUAUUAAAUCUUGAAGGGUGAUUUUAUAUGGAUCUUUAGGCUUAACCAUGUCAAAGAUUUCAUCCUGUAAGAUCAAACCAUUUUUCAGUAUGAUUUCUAGAUUAUGCAUGAAGGACAUUAGUUCUUGGUGUAUUUUCUAACUUUUCAAAGAGGAAAAAAUGUUACAAGUUCUGUUAUUCAAGCAGAAGGAAGAGUUUGGACAUAAGAAAUAGGAGCACAAGAAGUCCAUUUGGCCUGCUCAAAGCUGAUCAUAUACUUCAACUCCACCUUACUGCAUUAUUCUAAUCCUUAGUAUAUCUGUUCUAUUGACUUUUGCUCUCUUGGGUUUUGAAUUUCAAAGAUUCAUAACCCUCUGAAGAAAUUUCUUCAUAUCUCAGUUCUAAAUGACCAACACUUUAUUCUGGGACUGUGACCCUGUGUUCUAGAUUCCCCAACCAGGGGUAACAUGUUCUCAGUAUUUACCCUAUCAAGCUCCUUAAAGAGUUUGUUUCAAUGAAAUCACCUCUCAUUCUUAACUCCAGAGAUAUAGGCCUUGUCUACUCAAUCUCCUCAUCUCAGGAAUCAAAUCUCGUAAACCUUUAUUGCAGUAUAGAUACUAUUGGUAACCCAAUGUGCAGAAUUGUGGCAGACAAUGGGCAGAAUUUUCCUGGGCCCCCAGGAUGGCGGGAAAGUGGGAUAGCGGGGAGCUACGGCAGGACAGGGAAGUUCUUGGGAGAUGAUCACUAUGCUGCCUUACAGUGGGCAGCUGAUCUGCAUAUUUAUGGCCCUAAUCAGAGGCUAUUUAGAGCACUUGCCAGUAUUUUGCCACUGGUGGAGUAGACUCCUGGCUGCAUGUGGCAGAGGCUACCAACUUAAUGGAAGUAGCCACCCUGAAGUAGGCUGGGGAGGGGCUGAGGUGGCAUCAGAGCUGGAGGCUCCAUCCCCCAAAGUAGAGACUGCUGUCAGCAAAAGCCACGUUUGCAGUCCAAACGCUAAACCCAGCGGGUCCUACCUGCUUGGUGUCUCUCAAGUAAAUUGAUUAAUUGACAUCUGCUCGGACACCUCCAUUUUAAGGUGCCCUAGUGUUCUCCUAGCUGACUCAGCAGCGUCCACCUCUGUGGAGCUGCCCAGAGCUCUAGAGCUGAUGGUUCUGUGACUGGCAGCCCACCAGCCAUCCCAAAUUGGAGAGCAAGCUUGGAGGUGGCCAAUUAGGAAGCCAUCUCCAGGAAAAUAGCUCCCAGUUUGUCUCCCUAUAAGUGCAGGCUUAGAACCAAACCCCCCAAUUUGCUCCUGCCACUGGGGUCCCAAAGCCUGCAGGAAAGUCCUGGCCAAUAUCUUGCCAGUUCUUUUUGUGCCAUUUUAUCGUGGAAGAUGGGGAGGAGACACUUUGUUAAUGUAAAGUGUUAAUGUUUUUUUUUGGAGUCCAACAUAUUGCUAGAACUAUAGAAGUACCAAGAAUCUGAAAGGGACAUUGCUAUUGAAAAGGUUCUCUCUUAUUUGCAGGUAAUAGUCUACUGCUUUUGACUUAGUGUCAUUAACAAUCUAUUACUGUCCCACUUCACUAUGCAAUCAAAAGGACAAAUUGAGAGCCAGGAACUUGGUAAAUCAGUUGUCUUCAGGAAUGCAUUCUUAAAUUCUACCUUUCAUUUUUAAAAUCUUUUUAGUCCAGGCCAAAAAAUGGAGAUGAAUCUUCUGCCCAAUAGGUCUUCAAGAUAAGAACUGAAAUUAGAUCAUCUCAAACUAUCACUUGUAAAUUCUUGUGUUCUAUUAGCAGUGGGGUGAGAUGUCUUUUAGUUCUAACUCAGCAGCUAUGAUGCUUCAAUCAUUAUUUAACCCGGAAAGUUGUUUAUGACAGUUUUGGUGGAUCAGAAAUGCAUGUCCAGAGAAUCAGAAUGAAAAGAAAACAAUUGGACUGUUUACAUGUAAAAGCCUUGCUGUCGCUGCAAGAUUAAGUUGUACAAUUUACCUGGAAAUGUCAUAGAUUAACAAGUAAAGUCAUUGAAUCAAUUUUUUUCCCCAGCCACAUUUCACUGUAAUAUGACAAAUUUUGCAAGAAUGUGUACACAAUUGCAGAAGCAUUUUCUGCCAUAAUUCUUAUAGACUUAUACAGAUCAUGGGUUGCUGUAUAACUCAUGAAAACCCAAGAUUUACCCUUAAAGUAGCUGUAUUUCUAAUUCUAUAGCAUCAAAAUGCCUUCUCAAAGUUACAAGGUACCUUAACAUCCUGAAAAGAAACUGGCUCCUGCCCAUGAAGUUUCAUUUGCUCCUGUAUAGCCUGUAUAAAUAAAAACAAAAUACAGAAUUACAGUAAGAUCAUGGAUUGAAACAGAAGGAGAAAGUCUGAGUUCUUGCCAGUCUGUUAAGAUUAGGUUUCGAGUUGGCAAACAAGCUGAAUAUCAUACAGGACAAUACCACAUUUGAUACAAUUACAAUACAUUACAAGCACAUUUCUUAGUUGACAGUGGAUAUUCCAGAUAGCCUGGAUGAAAGUAACAAGCAAACUUUUAGUAUCCAGCCAAUUUUCUCUUCACCAGUCCAAAAUCACAAACUGGUUGUAGCACUCAGGGAUGUUAUCCUCGCUGACAUAAAGACACUUAAUUGAAUCUGGGACUUUCUUGGUCUGAAUGAUUCCAUACUCCCCACAAUAAAUAUUUUUUUAAAACACCAUAGCUUAGCUUAGCAUGUACAGCUAAAUUAAAAGUAGGACCAAAGGUAUUCAGAUAAAUUAUGCUACAAACAUAUAACGGCAGUAAAAUGAUUAAUAAAAGGAUAUGUAACAUGUAAAUAUACAUUUAGGUGUUAUAUGCUGAAAACUAUAUUAGUUAUAUGUCAUUGUACCACAGGGAAAUAUGGUACAUUAAUUAACAGGAUACAUUUGGGCAAGUGGAUGGCUAAGUAUUUUUUAAAAAAUCUCUGGGGGUUUAAAUAUAGACCAGAAUGAUGGAAUAAAAGUUACCUCUGCUGGUUGCAAGGGUCCUCUGUACUACUACUAUUACUGCAACAACUAUUUGUAUAGCUCCUUUAACAUACUCAAAUGUAACAGCCGCUAUAAAACAAAAUUUGACACCAAUUCACAUAAGGCGCUAUUGGGGCUGGUACAGUAGGUUUUAACGAGUACCUUGGAGGAUAAAGAGGCGAAGAGGUUUAGGGAGGGAAUUCCAGAACUUAGGGCCUGGCAGUUGAAGCCACUGCUGGCAAUGCUGGAGUGAUUUAAAUUGGGAAUAAUCAUAGAAUUGGAGGAGUGCAGCAAUUCUGGAGGGUUACAGGACUGGAGAAGAUUAGGGAGAGAUGAGCCCAAAGAGGGAUUUGAAAACAAGGAUGAGAGGGCAUUGCGUAGCCAAGAGUCAGAGUAGGCCAGCAAGCAUAGAUGUGAUGGGUAAGCAGAAUUUGGUGUGAGUUAGAAACCAAGAGUUUCGGGUGACUUCAACUUUAUGGAGGGUAAAACAUGGUGGGGUUAAUUUGGAGAGCAGAGUAGUCAUCAAGUCUAAAGGUAACAAAGGCAUAGCUGAGGGUUUCAGCAGCAGAUGAGCUAAGGCAGGGUCAGAAUCAGGUGACAUUACAGAGGUGAAAACAGGCAGUCUUAGUGGGGAUACAUGGUUGGAAGCUCAUCCCAGGGUCAAUAUGAUACCAAAUUUUUAAACAGUCUGAUUCAGCCCAGGACAGUUGCUGGGUAGAAGACUGGGGUAGGUGAUUAGGGAACAAAGUUUCUGGCAGAAACCAAAGACAAUGGCUUUGAUCUUCCUAACAUUUAGUUGGAAGAAAUUUUUGCUUAUCCAGUACUGAAUGUUGGACAAGUGGUUUGAUAAUUUAGGGAUAGUGGACUAGUCGAGAGAAGUGGUAAAAUGACUUAAGGCAGUUUUAAUCCAAUUCUAAGUGGGAUUAGGCGUACAACGCAAAAUACUAACAGGACAUUAAUAAGUAUUUGUGCUCAUAAAGCCCACAGAAUGGCUAGUAGUUUGGCAAGUAGAAACAGUGUUACACUGGUAGAUGGUGUGAUCGUCUGAGGUUAGUGCUAAGACAGAGUGGAGUCAGCUUUGUUCCGCAUCAGUACCUGAAGGACAAUGCUUGAUAUGGGCAUUGAGUGCCUGAAAUGGGAAGAGUUCCAAUCCUAGCACUGACAUCCUUCAGCUUGAUAUUUUACCCAAUACAGAGGAAAAAAAAUGUGUUCAAUGAUUUUAAAAAUGUACAUUGAUCUUAAUGUAAGACUGUUUAAAAAAAAAAACGUGCUCACCCUGAAGAAGAAAUUGAGGGAAAAAACGUUAAGAUAGCCCUUAUUUUCCAUAUCCAGUAAUUUAAAGAUAUACUGAAGAGCAGCAGGCUCCUUUCGGUUUUCUAAAGCAAGAACAAAGUCCAGAUACGUCUUGUAAUCCUUAAGAAAAGAGGUCAGAAGGAUAAAUGUCUAAAAUAUAGGUAUGUUUUUAUUUCAAGGGCAUUCAAAAAUGCUCGACAUUCUUGAUUGCUAAUGUGAUGAAUGACCAAUUUCCUAAUUUUGAUUCACAAAAAUACAAUAUUACUUAUGUUGGUAUUAACAUGGUGGACAAAAUAAGUCAUCUUUUGUUGCACACAUCAUUUUUAUCCCCUCUUUAUAAUUACUGAAGUGGUAUACCUUUUCCUAAUUUUCCAUUUUGUUUUUCUGUAGCACCAGAAUGAAAGCCUGAUAUUUUUGUUUAUGAUUGUUUCUAAGAGUUAAAAAGAAACAUUAAACAUCCUCUUGCUUGAAAAA